UGUGCCCGAGUGGGGAUGGUCUGUCAGUGGCUAUAAACUGUUUCUCAUCAGGAAACUACAUUAGCUCACCAUCACUUCAAAGGUCUCCUCAGACAGAGGUGACGCCAGGAGAAGAUUUAAAGGUGAAAAUGACAAGGUUUCCACCCCUCAAACCCUGGCUCCUUCUCUGACAAUACAGCGAACGAACCCAACGUCCUCUUAGCUGUGGAACUAGGAUCGGAAGAGGAAAGCUUUUUUUUUCUCUCUCUCUCUCUCUCUUUAAUUCUUGAUAAAGAACUGCUGGGAAGUGCUGUCUUUGAAUAUCGCAGAAUUGUGGCACAGAUGGAUUUUAAAAAGUGUUAGCUCUUUCCAAUGAACACUAGGAGAGUGCCCUGCUCUUGGCUGGAUUUUCCAGAGAAUGGCAAUGGUCUCUGCGAUGUCCUGGGUCCUGUACUUGUGGAUAAGUGCUUGCGCCAUGCUGCUCUGCCAUGGAUCCCUCCAGCACACCUUCCAGCAGCAUCACCUGCACAGACCAGAAGGAGGGACCUGCGAAGUGAUUGCAGCCCACAGGUGUUGUAACAAGAACCGUAUAGAGGAGCGGUCGCAAACAGUGAAGUGUUCCUGUCUACCUGGGAAAGUGGCUGGGACAACAAGAAACCGACCUUCCUGCGUGGAUGCCUCCAUAGUGAUUGGGAAAUGGUGGUGUGAGAUGGAGCCCUGCCUAGAAGGAGAAGAAUGUAAGACACUCCCUGACAAUUCUGGAUGGAUGUGUGCCACAGGCAACAAAAUUAAGACCACAAGAAUUCACCCAAGAACCUAACAGAAGCAUUCAUUAUACAAAUAGGAAAAACAACCUGUGGAAAAUACAUUGCGAGGAUUUAAAAUAGCUUGCAUACUUGCAAGCCAAAUGGAUCUCUCUUAUUUGCACUUUGACUGGUUACUCAGAGUGCAUUUGCUUUGUGAAACAGAGUACCCCAUAAGAGACUCGGGAUUUUUCUGGCAGCAUCAUGGGAAAAAGACUUUAAAAAAAAAUCAAAACAAACGAGUUUUCUCAAUGAAGUUUUGAGGAUCACGAAGAACGAUCAAUCGUCUUCUAACUUGGAACUACCAUUACUUUGUACCAUUUGAAAUAUAUGUAUAUAUAAUAUUUUGAAAUAUUAUAUAUUCUCUUCAAGAAAUGAACAGUACCACAGUGCGAGGUGGCUGGUGUAUCCCUUUUGGUUUUGGAUGUUUGGUCGGUUUUGUUUUGUUUGCCAUUUCUUUUUCUCUUGGUGAGGAAGAUACAUGCCCGUGUGAGAAUCCAACAUGGCGCUCUCCCUGGAAGGCCAGCUGCAGGCGGACUCCUGGAAUCUGAGGCAUCCUGACAACUCUGAGUCAAGAGCUUCCCUCUGCUUCUCCCUGGUGACCCAAGGAAGCUCGUCGUCUUGUUUUAUUGCUUUCUACCUGUGCAAUAUUAGCAUGCAAGCUUGGCUUACAUAACCAUACUUUAUAUUCGAUUGAUAUAUAAUAACCGUUCUAACCUCUUCCAGGAAAAUAUUUUUAGAACUACUAGCUUUUCCACAGAUAGGCAAGUGAGGAUUCUUGAGGGAGCUGCUCCACCACGCUUUUAAGACCCUGGCAGGGUGGCAGGAUGCAGAUCCCUAUAUUAAUAAGUCCUGUAAAUACAAUGUCUUAGGGCUUUGUAUAGCUGUCCUAGACUGCAGAAGUGUCCUCUGAUUAAAUCCAAAGUCUGGCAUUGUUAACCACUUCGUGCUGUAGUGACGCGUCUUAUCAAGGCACCUCUUUCUAUGUUUGAUUUGCUUUUUCCUAGAGUAUUCGCAUCUCCUCCGGUGAGAUAGGAAGGCUAUGAAAGCAAUUAGGUUUCCCAGUGAUCUAUGUGACCAAAUGUUGGAUAGCCCUAUUAAAGUGGUAAAUAACUUCUUUCUUAACCCACUCGUCCUCUGUGUCUGCCAUUUAGUUUUACAGACUCUGCUUCGACCAAAUCACAAGAAGACCCUGUUCAUAUUUGUAGUUAGCUAGAAGGUCUUUGAAACUACGGAGGCUACUAUUGCCAACAAUAAAAUAUUUUGAAACCUAGAAAUUGAUGAACAUGAUUGUAGCGAUAAAUCCAAUGACAACUGGGUCACUUCCAUGGGGGUCACGCUGGUAAUUACAUGGGGCUCACCCCCACCACGAAGUCAUUUCCCCUGUCUUUUUGGAGUUGCUGAGCUAAGAGUAAACAUCUUCCUGCUUGAGAUCUGCUUUUCCUGGGGGAAGUUUUAAUGGAACUUUAGACUCCUGUUACCGUGUCAUCCCAGAAGUGCAAGUGUUGUGUUCUGUUUUCUCCCAAACUUAAUCUCUGGCCUCUGUGUUGUUGGAGACUCUUCCUAAAUCAACAGCACUGCGGCCCCUGACUCUGGACUCUCUAGUAUCAAACCUUAAG
Messenger RNA from Alexandromys fortis (reed vole), 2401 nucleotides. RefSeq names its product TAFA chemokine like family member 1 (gene Tafa1). The transcript has 5 exons. Gene Ontology annotation, molecular function: receptor ligand activity. Bases 398 to 799 code for a protein of 133 amino acids. The record is from RefSeq and is a predicted model, not a curated record. Gene Ontology annotation, biological process: neuroblast differentiation; regulation of neuroblast proliferation. Lineage: Eukaryota; Metazoa; Chordata; Mammalia; Rodentia; Cricetidae.